UUGAUUCUAGAUUGGUCACCAUGGCCUAUUUAUUCUUUAUAGGCUUAAAUUAGCUUGAUACAGCGGAUGUUACACGUAGUUCAACAGCUUGGUAACAUAACUGGUCUACACAAAAUCCCUUUGUACAUUUUGUAAGCGAAGAUUUCUAGGCUUAGAAUAAAGAUUUGUGAAAUUAUGGAAUGUUAGAACAUAUUAGUACUUCGGAAGAGGUCUAAUUUCUGGCUGUCUGUAAUCCUCUAUAAUAAAGGUUCUACUCUUAUCUAUUCCAAAUUAUAUGAUACAUGUACAUUCAAAAUGUCAGUUUAUUAGUCCGUUUAAUACUUAGUAGGCAUUCUAAAAGCAGUUUUGUAUGGAAAGUAUAUAUAACUGAACAUGUAUUUAAGAUUUAAAAUAAGUAUAUGUCUUAUUGUGCCUGUAAUCGUAAACAGUGUUAAUAUCACUAGUUUAGGGUCAUUUAAGGUUUCAAAUGCAGCUUUUGUCACUUUGUAUGAAAAUCCAAACGGUGCGGAUCCAAAAAAUAAAUAUGAUUUUGUAGUGUCAGCAUUCAGCGCAAUUCCAUUUGCGACUGAUACCGUACAAUUAGUGAAAGGUGUUGGUCAGUAUAUGUCCAGCGUGUCCGGAAUAAAGCCGGAAAUUUUGACUACACAAGCGACAUGGCCGAAUGAAGCAGCAGGGGUUCCAGAUGCUGUUUUUGGAAAACGAAUGGUCAUUGUCCCGUAUGGUUUUAUUUUACCAUUCAAAACGAAUGGUGGUCUGAAAUUGAUUGAUGUAUCAAGUGACACACCAGCCGGUCCAUAUACCAUUACCGACGAUUCUACUGGGCAAUGGUUCUACCAUAGAGUACGAUGGCAUGAUAUGGACGGGGAUGGAGAUCUGGAUGCUGUCACAUGCCACGCUAGAGAGCCAAUCUUUGGGUCAAAGGCAAGUGAGCUUUUAUGGCUAGAGAACCCUAACGGUGACGUAACGUUCCCAUGGAAAACUCACGUUCUCGGCGAAGGACCAGACAUAUUCUUCGAAUAUACCACUCUCAAUUCUACGGACGGUCCUUUAAACUGUAUAGUCGUGGCACAGUUUUUCACAAAGGCACUGUCUGUCUACUGGACAACGGAUAGCAAAGGCCUUUGGUCAAAUACAUCAGCGGUAAAAUCUAGAGUUAUAGACGCUACAAUCGGUGCUGUAUUUGAAGUUAAACUUGAUGACGUCAACAAUGACGGCAAGGUUGAUCUGCUUGUCACUAACAAUGGAAACAAUGGUUCAGUGUUUGUAUAUGAAAUACCAGACGACUUUAGGACUGGACAAUUCAUACGGCAUGUAAUUGGAACUGGUUACAUGCCAAUUAGCACGGGCAAUGGGAAGGGUGCCCCAGGAUCGUCAUUUACAGCACGAGUUUCCAAUGACACCAAACCUGUCAUUAUUUUAUCCGGAGAUGACAAUGGGAGUGCAUACAUAUUGACAGCCAAGAGUCAAGACAAGACAAACUGGGAUUAUACACAGACAACUGUUGUAACUACUGGUGGAGAAACAGUCGGACAACUAGCAUGUGCUGAUGUAGAUGGGGAUGGAAAACUAGAGUUGUUUGUACCGUCAUACAGUACGUCAGUAGUGUAUGUGUAUAGACUUGACAUGUAACCGAUGAUAUUAUGAUAUGUGGUACAUUGUCUUUGCCUGGCAAACUCAGUGAAAUGUUUUAUAAUUACGUAAUUCUUUUUGAAAUUAAUGUGUGUAAAAUAAAUAAAAUAUCAAUCUGGUGUUUGUUUACACAAA
This is a messenger RNA of Mercenaria mercenaria, 1764 nucleotides long. RefSeq lists its product as uncharacterized. The record is from RefSeq and is a predicted model, not a curated record. NCBI's taxonomy places the organism in Eukaryota, Metazoa, Mollusca, Bivalvia, Venerida, Veneridae. Bases 373 to 1629 code for a protein of 418 amino acids. The transcript has 6 exons.